Colias croceus (clouded yellow) is the source of this 1746-nucleotide messenger RNA. RefSeq lists its product as uncharacterized. Gene Ontology annotation, molecular function: ubiquitin conjugating enzyme binding; ubiquitin protein ligase activity. Gene Ontology annotation, cellular component: cytoplasm. Bases 404 to 1180 code for a protein of 258 amino acids. The record is from RefSeq and is a predicted model, not a curated record. Gene Ontology annotation, biological process: multicellular organism development; proteasome-mediated ubiquitin-dependent protein catabolic process. Lineage: Eukaryota; Metazoa; Arthropoda; Insecta; Lepidoptera; Pieridae. The transcript is spliced from 6 exons.
CUACUAUCUUUGUGAUGUCGAUGUGUUUGUGAUAUUGUAAUCGAUGCAAUUGUCUAUGGUAGGGUUUUCACGCAGUACAAAAAGUGAUUGAAUUGAAUGUAAAGGUAGUCAAAUACCUACUCAAAUCCCGAAUCCGCCUCUCAUUUGUAUUUGGGUACAUACCUACGAGAAAGGGGAGUACCACGACAUUCUAAAAAACAUCAAGUGGAAGAUGGCGCAACAGAUUUCUAAAAAUUUUUUCACCAAUAGUCCCAGCUCCCAGUGACCAAUGUGACUUUCGGUGCACAUCCAUCUUGAUAGAUCACCAGAAGUAUAUACCAAAUAGUAUUGUGCUACUAUUGGAUAUAAAUAAUAUUGUCUUUAUUAAUCAACCUUCAACCAAAAUAAUAAUAAGAAAUUGACGAUGGCUAGAAAUAACGAAAUAAAUGUCUCAGCAUUACAAUUAACAGACAAAUUAAGGAAUAAACCACGUCUAGGGGGUCCACGAAAGCUACAGUUCUGUCCCACUUUGGAGUGUUCGAAACUGUUGAGUGAUAUUUCCGUGGAGGCCCAUUUAGCGGAAUGUCCAUACAAAGAAUUUGUGUGUCCUACUAAUACAAUCUUUAAUGGAUGUCCAUGGAAAGGAAACAUCGGGAAUAUUAUGAUUCAUUUCGAUUGCCAGCACAAGGAAUUUCGUCAAACGCAAGUUAACGAAGAGAGUAUUUUACACAUUGGACAAAAUUAUCGAAUAAUGCAAUUGAUUUCUAAAGGUCAAUUUCAGUUUUUACUGUACAUUAAUGUAUCACAAAGUAGCAACCAAAUUCAAAUAGCGGUUCAGAUGCUGGAAACGAAAAUUACGGCGUCUCAAUGGACUUUCAAAAUUCGGAUCUAUGGGAAAAAUGAAGGUCUAAGCAGAUUUGUGGAGUAUAUUGACACUUGUUAUUCUAUUGACGAAACGCUUGAUAACUCGUGUCUUGAAAAUAAAUCAACAAUAAUAAGCUUAGAUUAUGCAAAAACGUUUGCUAACGAAGAUGUGAUUCCGUACAAAUUGUAUUUGAGUAAUGCUAUGGAUAAUAAUAAUAAAUCAUUUAAAGAUAAUAAAAGUUUCCAAGGAACAUCGCGUUCUCCCCGGCCGCGGCCGCUUGGGAGCUUAACCGGCUUGGGAGUUAAAUCUCGUAUUAGUAACCUUAGUAAUAAGUAAUUGUUAUACUAGCUUAAUAUUAUAAUUUAUCAGAUCUGCAUGAGAAAUUCUAUUUUGUUAACUACAGUGACACAGUGUCGACGUACUGUUAAUUGCAGUACAAUAAUAAUGACCUUUAUCGAAACAAUAAUACCUACACGUGAAUAAGUGAUUACUUGUUGCGCCAAAUUUUCGUAGCGACUGGACUGAAUUUGAUUAGGUUUGCACUGGCGGAAGCCUCUCUACCUAGCAGCUAGAGUGGAAAUUUUCUAUGAGCCCUGGAUUACCUACUACAAUUUUUGCACACACACUUAGCAAAGCUGGUUACGCCUAUCGGACUAUACCUACUAUUGUAUGCUUUUCUUUACAUUAUGAAAAUAUGUAAUACACCAAAAUAUUAUUAUUUCCUAACUACUACGACAUGUAACGAUAACUAACUGACCCGCGCGGCCCGCGCCUGCUUCGUGAGGCGUCCAGCAAUAUUGAGUUUUCAUUAGUAGGGGCAGACAGCGGUAAGCAUAUUUAUUUUCUACUUUGUAAUGAUCAGUGUACUGAUGUGAUAAGUAAAUAAAAUAAACUUUUUUCAA